Esox lucius (northern pike) is the source of this 1262-nucleotide messenger RNA. It is a transcript of the gene fgl1, whose product is annotated as fibrinogen-like 1. Lineage: Eukaryota; Metazoa; Chordata; Actinopteri; Esociformes; Esocidae. The record is from RefSeq and is a predicted model, not a curated record. The coding region runs from base 184 to 1110 and encodes 308 amino acids. The transcript is spliced from 7 exons. Gene Ontology annotation, biological process: regulation of immune response; negative regulation of T cell activation.
ACCCCAGAACAUUGUGUUGUUAACAGAUUUAAGAAGGCACGCUAAACAGAGAAUCUUCCCAUAUUUCCGAGGCGGCUAUGGAUAGACAGCUGUGGAACGUCUGUUGAAGUCCUUUUCCCACUAAAAGACAACUGAACCUAUCCCUAUUUUAACUGUAAUUAUUACAGUAUCUCCCGAGCUGAAAUGAGAACCUUCAAGUGUUUUUUCCUCGGGCUUAUCUUCGUCGUGGACACAUCCUUUUCGUAUUCAGACGAAUGCGAGCAGGAGACAGCGCGGCUGCAAGCUCAGCUGAAGACCCUGGAGGCGCGGGUGAUGAAGCAGCAGCAGCUCAUCCAGAACCUGCGCAACCAGAGGACCGAACAGCUGGUUUCAGACCUGGGCUCCUUUCAUGACCUGGGUGAUCAUCACAACAGAGACUGUGCCCAGAUCUUCAACGCUGGGAACAAAGCCAGCGGGUUCUACACGAUCAGACCAGUGGCAAGUCCGGGCCUGGUCAGGGUCUACUGUGACAUGUCUGAGGGAGGAGGAUGGACCGUAAUCCAGAGACGCUCAGAUGGAAGCCAGUCGUUCAAUAGGCCCUGGAUUGAUUAUAAGAAGGGAUUUGGUGACCUACAGUCGGUCAGUGGGGAGUUUUGGUUGGGUAAUGACAACUUACAUUACCUAACAUCUCAAGGUGACUACAACCUCAGGAUCAAUCUGGCAGACUUUGAGGGAGCACAACGCUAUGCAGCAUACACUAACUUCAAAGUUGCAGAUGAAAAGGAGCAUUACAAGCUGCAGUUUGGUGAGUUCUCCGGGGAUUCAGGCGACUCCCUGUCAGGAAGUUACCACCCAGAGGUCCAGUGGUGGGCCAGUCACCAGGGCAUGAAUUUCAGCACCUACGACAGAGAUAACGACCGCUACUCACGCAACUGUGCACAGGAAGACAAGGGAGGCUGGUGGUUCAACAGAUGUCACUCUGCCAACCUGAAUGGUUACUACUACAGUGGUGCCUACAGCGCUGUGACAGACAGUGGAGUGGUCUGGUACACCUGGCACGGCUGGUGGUACUCCCUCAAGUUUGUAGUCAUGAAAAUAAGGCCGUCGGAUUUUGAGGCUGCCACGGUCUGAUCCUAUGUUUACAAUCCAAUGAAUGUUGGUAGGCUAACAGUUUAGUUAGUAUGCAAUAAGUAGAAGUGUUCAUGUCAGCUCACAAAUGUGUGCUCUUAUCAUUCUCAAUAUUUGUUUUGACUGCCAUGUGAUUAAAGGAUUCAUUCAAAUAA